Molecule: messenger RNA, 306 nt
Organism: Cylicostephanus goldi
Lineage: Eukaryota; Metazoa; Nematoda; Chromadorea; Rhabditida; Strongylidae
Source: the annotation of a GenBank genome assembly
CUGAGUCGAUCUUUUAGUGAUCUGAGUCGUUUUGACAAGCUAUUCGGCAAUGAAGCCGACCUUCAAACCCUCGUGGACGUAACCCAAGAACUCUUCCCGCUUGAAUUGCUAGGAAAGCUGUUGUGCAGUUUUCUGGAGGCCUUGUGCUUGUCUCAGUCUCUGUUCUCUCGUUUUUCUGGGCAGACUCCUGGAAAAUAUGUAAUGGGAGUCCGUGUUAUCGACUGUGGAAAUGUGUUGCAUGUUGCUGGAUCGCCGCCGAAUGUCGUUCGAGUUACCGGAUCAGUCUUGGUUUCUUUCAGAGCGUGA